This is a messenger RNA of Ilyonectria robusta, 762 nucleotides long. Its product is annotated as Alpha/beta hydrolase fold-1. The record is from RefSeq and is a predicted model, not a curated record. The transcript is spliced from 2 exons. Bases 1 to 762 code for a protein of 253 amino acids. Lineage: Eukaryota; Fungi; Ascomycota; Sordariomycetes; Hypocreales; Nectriaceae.
AUGGCCACCACCAGCAAUCCAACCAUCGUCUUCGCGCCGGGCGCCUGGCAUACGCCCGAUUGCUUCGACGUCGUCCGCGACGCCCUCCACGCCCGCGGUUGGUCCACGGAGGCCGUCACCUACCCAUCCGUCGCGGCCGAGCCGCCUACCAAGGGCCUCGCCGACGACGCCGCGGCGGUGCGGGCGGCGCUUCAGCGCCUCGCCGAUGAGGGGACGACGAUCGUGCUCGUCGUGCAUUCGUACGGUGGGCUGGUUGGCGCCAAUGCUGUCGAGGGCUUGGGCUACAAACAGCGGGCGAAGCAGGGCCAGAGUGGUGGCGUCAUCAUGUUUGUCUAUCUGGCAGCUUUCGUGACGCCGCUGGGCAAGAGCAUCAAGGACAUGCUGGGUGGGCAGUUUUUGCCGUGGAUGAAGUUUGACGGUAAUUACGUCCACGCCGACACGCCUGAGGUCGUGUUCUAUCACGACUUAGAACCGGAGGCUCAGAAAAAGGCCAUUGUCGCGCUAAAGCACCAGUCGGCCUCGGUCUUCACUGACGCCGUCACAUAUGAGCCCUGGCACGACAUCAACAGCAUGUUCUUCUUCUGCGACGCCGACCAGGCUCUGCCGCUGCCGGUGCAGCAGGGAAUGGCAGCUUUGCUCGGGCCGAAUGCGGCCAGCUUUCACUCCAAGGGCAGCCACUCACCGUUCUUGUCGCAGGCCCAGGAGGUUGUCGAUGGUUUAGAGUACGCCGCGAAGGUGGGUCAGGAGAAGAUUAAGGCUUGA